Ophidiomyces ophidiicola is the source of this 1188-nucleotide messenger RNA. RefSeq lists its product as uncharacterized. The transcript is spliced from 3 exons. NCBI's taxonomy places the organism in Eukaryota, Fungi, Ascomycota, Eurotiomycetes, Onygenales, Onygenaceae. The coding region runs from base 1 to 1188 and encodes 395 amino acids. The record is from RefSeq and is a predicted model, not a curated record.
AUGCCGCGGACCUUACCAUGGCAAACGAACACGAAAUCCCGAAAAAGCACGACGCCUGUGCCUCCCUCCCAUGCACAGUCUCGAGCUUCCACGGACUUCGCGAACCAUUCUGUCAAACGCGACAGAAUAUCGUACCGACGCUCCCGAACUCCGUCUACAUCCCCGGCUCGUGAACCUCCUCCGGAAGAGUAUAUGCGUGAAGGUCUACAUAAUGACGAUAUGUACAUGAUGGUCGAGGAUGAAUUCCUAGCUACCGCCCAAACCUACACCCGCCACCUUCAUUUCGCAGAGUAUGCACGCCGUAAGAAACAGGCGAAGCUCGCUAACCAGUCGAAGCUUUCAAGCAUAACCCGACCUACAAAUACGAAGAUAGGGCUAAAUACCGGAACAAAGAGGAGACUGCAAGUCCAGGAUGCUGCAGCAAGGCAUAAGGCAGCUUUAGAUGAUUUGUCACGGGCCGCUGGCCGACCCCCUGUUGAUUCGGAGGUAGAGGAUAUUGAUGAGAGCGGCGAGGAUAGAGAUGAUGAUCCCUGGGUUGGGACACAGCUCCAUCCAUUAAUGGCCAUACAGAGACAGCCCAAGUCACUGAUGGGACUACACGCCAUCAAGUCGUCUUCAAAAGCCGCGUUGGGCCGCUCCACGUCUUUCGGAAGAAAAAAUAACUCCUCGACGGCGAAACCGGCUGCAUGCAGCUCAAACAAUAAGCAACAAGCAGCUGGUCGUAUCAAACGUGAGGACUCGCUUGCUAUAGGCUUCGGGGCAACACGCCUUCCUUCCGUCUCUAUACAGGCUUCAGCAGCCAUGAAACCGCCCACCAAGAACUCUUCGCGUCUACCUGCCGUCCCAACAAAUCUUACUGAAAAUUCCCUUCCUCAAGUGGCGGAAACACGAAAAGAUUCUGCCUACCAUAGGGCCAAAGCCGGUUCCUCCACUUGCAACACAAUACCAAAAUCUGCCCCUGCGACUUCGAAAGGCAGUGCAAAGUCCCAAAUUCCAGCCAAGAGAUCCAAACUUAGCCUCUUCUUUGAUGACCUUGACGAUUUAGACACCGAAAUCAAAGUUGAGGGCGGUAUUGACGAGCCCAUGCCUAAGAAGCGGCCAGCACCAAGAGCUCCAGUUGAGCACCGUAAACUCCAAGACGAACAGCGUAAGAAGCAACGUCUUAGCGAAGUGCCAACCUUUCUAUGA